CAUUAUUUUAAGCGAAGUUGAAUCAUGUAUAGUUUAUUCAAUAUCAAUUGUAGAAGAUAGUUAUGCGAGGAUCAAUCAAUAUUUCAUAAAUACGUACGGCACUCAUACCAAAUUAAGAAAUGAAAAAUAAUGUUCAAUCUCCGUAUAAAAUUCAAUAAACAUCUAACAAAUCGUCAGUCAACAUGGACUCAUCAUCUCCACGUUUUACCAAAGAAAAUCUAGAAUCGUAAACAUGAAUGCAUUUCUAUUGGCCGAAGCUUUCGGAAGGCCGGCUGUCAUUUUUAUAAUGGGUAUAUUUAAUAAUAUUUUCAAAAUAUGUCUACUCCAAUGUUCGUUUUUACCAACAAUUCAAUCAAGAUUAUUAGCGGGAAAAGCUGAUGCAAAGAAACUCACCAAAAAAAGUGAAGCCAAGAAAAAACCACGCUUAAAAACAUUUAACAUUUAUCGCUAUGAUCCAGAAAGGAAAGGAUCGAAACCAUUUAUGAAGAAAUUUACCAUUGAUUUAAAUGAAUGUAGACCUACAGUACUUGAUGCAUUGAACAAAAUCAAGACAGAACAGGAUACAACUUUGACUUUUAGAAAAUCUUGCAGGGAGGGAAUAUGUGGUUCAUGCGGAAUGAACAUAGAUGGAGUGAACAGACUGGCCUGCCUAGACAAAAUCAAACCGAAGGGAGUAACGAAAGUAUACCCUUUACCCCAUAUGUACGUAAUCAAAGAUUUAGUAGUAGAUUUCCACAAAUUCAUGGAGCAACACAAUCGGAUAAAACCCUUUCUAAUUAGGGAUCGUCCUCAAAAGAGCCAACAGUUUCUCCAAAGCAUUAAGGAUCGGGACAACAUGAUAGGACUUGUAGAAUGCAUUCUCUGCGCAUGCUGUUCAACUUCUUGUCCUGAAUACUGGUGGCAUGGUCAUUCUAAAGAGCCUAAUGAUUUUUUGGGGCCAGCCGCCUUGUUAAAUAGCUACAGAUGGAUCACUGAUUCCAGAGAUCAUGCUACUGAGGAAAGAUUGAACGAUCUCAAAAAUUAUUUCAGCGUCUUUAGAUGCCACCAAAUAAAUAAUUGCACUGUUUGCUGUCCAAAGAGACUAGUUCCUGGAAAAGCUAUUGCUAAACUGAGACUACUGGUAUCAGGAAUGGCCAAAAAGAAAAAACCGGAUAUGGAAGGAACUGCUGACUCAGAUCCAAUGAAGGCGUGCGAAAAAUAGAAAUGCUGGCAUGAAUAAAAUUAUAAAUGUUUAUUUUCAUGUAUAUAUGCUGUAUAAAAUUACAAAAUUAUAUAUAAUACUUCG
This is a messenger RNA of Diorhabda sublineata, 1285 nucleotides long. RefSeq names its product succinate dehydrogenase [ubiquinone] iron-sulfur subunit-like. The transcript has 6 exons. Gene Ontology annotation, molecular function: 2 iron, 2 sulfur cluster binding; electron transfer activity. Bases 233 to 1201 code for a protein of 322 amino acids. The record is from RefSeq and is a predicted model, not a curated record. NCBI's taxonomy places the organism in Eukaryota, Metazoa, Arthropoda, Insecta, Coleoptera, Chrysomelidae. Gene Ontology annotation, cellular component: mitochondrial membrane. Gene Ontology annotation, biological process: tricarboxylic acid cycle; aerobic respiration; respiratory electron transport chain.